AUAAAUGUGACAGCGACAUCAAAGAUCUACUUUAUCUCAAGAAAAAGAACCAUAAAAUUUCUACCUUCUUUGUGACAUUCCGAGAGCUUGUGUUUAUUGCUGAUAGUUGAGAAUUGAGAUCUGACGUUCCGUUUUCGUCCAACGUGGCGUCUUUGACUCGGUCUGAAUUUUUUGAACAGAUUAUCAUAUAAUCAAACGGAUCGGACAAAUUUUGUGUGUGUGUUUUCUUUUUCUUUUCCCUUUGUUGAGUUUGGAUAUAUUAUGUUCGUCAACUCUUGAGGUGUGAAAUGGGAGAAUUAUGAGUAAAAUGCCAAAUUACAACUUGCAAGUUGCGGCUCAUUGCUCCACCGGCUAACUAGACGAGCACAUGGCCCCAAAUCCAAAGCAAUCCUUUUGACUUUUGUAUUAAACUUUCAAAGUUGAAACUCAACUACCCACAUACGCAUAGCAUCACUUCUUCUUUGAAAUGAAAUUUUGAACCCAUAGAUCUACCUAACAAAAUCGGACAUGGAUAUGAACUUAAUGGGAUGGGUAGUUGUUCCCACUCCCCACUAAAUUAGAUUGUUCGAGCUUCGAGAGCCUCCGAAUCGGAAGGAAAGACAGAAAAGGAAGGAUGAAGACUGGAUCGCGACUUGUUUCGGAAUAUGGGUUCUUGAUUUUGAUGAGCGCUCUUGUGUUACUGUUAGUGGAGAUGCCGACAGAGGCAGACCCCAGAUCCCGAACGGUGAAGAUACUUUGUUCGACCGUGUUAGAGCAUAAUACUACGGCUUUUGUGCCCAAUUUCGUGGCCACAAUGCAGAGAAUUAGUGACCAAAUGCGAAAUGAUGGGUUUGGAGUAGCACUUGUGGGGAAAGGGCCGGACGCCAACUAUGGGCUCGCUCAGUGCUAUGGAGAUUUGUCGCUGAUGGAUUGCGUGUUAUGUUACGCGGAGGCCCGUACCGUGCUCCCCCAAUGCUUCCCUUACAACGGUGGCCGAAUUUUCCUGGAUGGCUGCUUCAUGAGGGCCGAAAACUACAGCUUUUAUGAGGAAUUUGAGGGUCCUCAGGACAGGGCUGUGUGCGGAAACAGCUCCACGGGUAACUCCAUUUUCGAGCAGUCGGCCAGGCAGGCUGUGGCCCGAGCAGUUGAUGUCGCACCCAACAACAGAGGGUACGCCAGAGUUGAAGUGGCUCCGCCUGGAACCACCAAUGCAUCGGUUUACCUGUUGGCUCAGUGCUGGAGGAAUUUGAAUAGCAGCUCCUGCGCUUCCUGUUUGCGUAAGGCCUCUGCUUCAAUCUUGAAAUGCUUGCCUCAAUCCGAAGCACGAGCCUUGAACACUGGUUGCUUCAUGAGAUACUCUAACAUUGACUUUCUAAAUGCGGAGGCUGAGGCCGAGGCUGCAAGGUCAAGAGGUUUCGUUACAGCAAUUGUAGUCUCACUGGUAAGCUCUGUUGCUGUUUUGCUCGUUGGAGUGGGGAUCGGAGUCUAUAUCUGGAAAAACAGAUACAUAAAGAAGAAACGAAAAGGUUCAAAUGAUGCAAACAAGAUGGUGAAAACGCUAAACAAUAGUAGCUUGAACUUCAAAUACUCUACCCUUGAAAAGGCAACAGGGUCCUUCGCUGAGGCUAACAAGCUUGGACAGGGAGGAUUUGGCACAGUUUAUAAGGGAGUUCUGUCGGACGGAAGAGAGAUAGCUGUGAAGAGGCUUUUCUUCAAUAACAAACAUAGAGCAGCAGACUUCUACAAUGAAGUGAACAUAAUUAGCAGUGUGGAGCACAAAAAUUUAGUAAGGUUGCUUGGUUGUAGUUGCUCUGGGCCUGAAAGUCUGCUCGUCUAUGAGUUCCUUCCCAACAAGAGUCUCGACCGCUUCAUUUUUGAUCGUGAAAAGGGUAAAUCACUGAAUUGGGAGAAGAGAUUUGAUAUAAUCGUGGGAACAGUUGAAGGCCUGGCUUACCUGCAUGAAAACUCGAAAACCAAGAUCAUUCACAGAGACAUCAAGGCUAGUAACAUCCUGCUAGAUUCCAAACUACGAGCUAAAAUUGCUGAUUUUGGAUUGGCUAGAUCCUUCGAAGAGGAUGAGAGUCACAUCAGCACUGCCAUUGCCGGGACCUUGGGAUACAUGGCGCCAGAGUACUUGGCUCACGGCCAGCUAACAGACAAGGCGGAUGUGUACAGUUUUGGAGUUGUUUUACUGGAGACCAUCACAGGGAUGCAAAACAGUAGGAGCAAAACCUCGGACUACUUGGAAAGCAUAGUGAUAAUUGCAUGGAAGCAUUUUCAAUGUGGAACAUUGGAGAGGAUAUACGAUCCGAACCUUGUGGCGGAGGUGGAGGAAGACGGUAGCGUAGUAAAAGUGAAAGAGGAGAUAGGGAGAGUGGUGCAGAUAGGGCUUCUGUGCACACAGGAGAUUGCAUCUCUGCGGCCCACCAUGCGUAGGGUACUGCAGAUGCUGACGAGGAAGGAAGAGCAACUUCCAGCGCCCACCAAUCCGCCCUUCAUGGACGAGAGGACAAUGGAACUCAACGACACCACCGACGGCGACGACCCAUCAUACCUCAACGUCACGGAAGCUUCUUCCUCAGCUGCCACUCUCACCCACAGUUCAUUCCAUCCCAGGUAAUCCUAAUCCUAAUCCUCUUCCUCUUUGACAAACUGGAAAUGAAAGCGGCUGUACAAGUAUAAGAUUAGGGUGUGGGUUCACCUCAUCAACAAUUUUGUAGAUAUGGUGAAGGAGAAGCUACUCUUCGCACCGCAAACAUUGUGCCAACCAGCUCUGUUCUGUACAAUAAUAUAAAGUGCUUAUUACAAUAAA
This is a messenger RNA of Momordica charantia (bitter melon), 2791 nucleotides long. Its product is annotated as cysteine-rich receptor-like protein kinase 2. Gene Ontology annotation, molecular function: ATP binding; protein kinase activity. Gene Ontology annotation, biological process: protein phosphorylation. The record is from RefSeq and is a predicted model, not a curated record. Lineage: Eukaryota; Viridiplantae; Streptophyta; Magnoliopsida; Cucurbitales; Cucurbitaceae.